AUGUACGGUCGAGGUGGCGGUCAGCAGCAAUACCGCGGCGGUCUUUCGUCGUGGGACAUGCAGGCCCAAUCUGGCUACGCGUCGUCGCCGUCGCAGCAGCAGGCACAGCAGCAGCAGCAGCAACAGCAGCAGCAGCAGGCCAGCUACUUUGGCGGCAACAUGCUCUCGUCCGGAUCCAGGGACGACGUCGGCGGGUACGGGGGUUACGCGUCUGGCGGCUCUAGCUCGCACUUCCCAUCCAACUAUGCCGGCCAGCAGCAGGGCAAUGCCGCCUCGUCAUCGUCGGCCAAUUCGCGUCCCAACACGUUUGCCAGCUUUUCCGAGGCUUUUACCGGCGGCUACAAUGGCAACUCGCUCCUGUCUCCACAACAACAGCAACAGCAGCAGCAACAACAACAGCAGCAACAGGCUCAACAGCCUCCUCAGCAGCCGCAGCAAGCAUCCCAGCAACAGCAGCAGCCACCGCCCACCACGUCGUACAGGAGCGAGCACAGCUAUUACCAGCCUUCUUCCGACUCGUACGGCGGCGCCAACCGCGAUCGCUCCGGCCAGUCAUUCUACCCCACCGCCAAUGACGGCUUUGCCAAGGAGUCGCGUUUCGACAAUGGCUACUCGUCUGCAGGAGGUCAGCAGGAUUGGAGCAACUAUCAGGCCUCUUCGGGUCAGACCGGUGCCAACGCCGCUUCCCGAUCUCAAUCAGCCACCGCUGCAGCGCCAUCCGCUUCGCCGUCCGUCGCCCCUGCUGCGGCUGCGAAUGCACAGCAGUCAUCCGCUGCUCCCGCAGCUGCCGGGCCCAAGAAGCGUGGACGCAAACCCAAGAACCAGGCUCUGGCCGCACCAGUUGCAGCCGCACUGUCAGCACCAUCAGCAGCAGGUGGCAAAGCAGCAGGGUAUCCAGCCCAGCAGCAGCAACCGGCCGGCUUCAUCGAUCCAUCCGCGACCAUGAUCAAAGCAGGCGGCCCGAACGGUACCACUGCCAAGGGCAAGAAGGCUGCUGCAGCUGCGGCCGCGGCGGCCGCGGCAGCGGCGGCGGCUGCUCCACCCCCUCCUGCUCCACCCGCCGUCACUGGUAUCAGACCCAAGGGCAAACGCGGUCGCAAGUCGAAAGCCGAGCUCGCCGCCGAGGCGGCAGCGGCGGUAGCGGCGCCUCCUGCUGCCACUGCUCCGGUUGCUACAGAUACCUCAAUGAACCCGCCUCCUGCCAAGCGCAAGAGGCGCACCAAGCUCGAGAUGCAAGCUGCGCGCGCGCAAGAAGCCGAGACCGCCGCACGACAGGCUGCGCUUCAAGCGGCGGGCCAAGCACCCAUCCCAGUCAAGGACCCAAGGGGACGCAAGCCGGGCUCCAAGGGCAGCUACACGAUCGCAUGGAACAAGGAGAUGGUGUCCAAGAUCCAAGGUCUGCGCGUGUUUGGCAACAUGAUCGAGGACGACGCAACGCAGCGGGAGUUUGACAAUGUGGUUUUGGAUCUGUUGAGCAUGCUCGAUGGCAAAGUGUCUGCGGACAAGAAGGUCACCUAA
Molecule: messenger RNA, 1518 nt
Organism: Sporisorium graminicola
Lineage: Eukaryota; Fungi; Basidiomycota; Ustilaginomycetes; Ustilaginales; Ustilaginaceae
Exons: 1
Coding region: 1-1518 (505 amino acids)
Source: RefSeq, a predicted model, not a curated record